Molecule: messenger RNA, 1572 nt
Organism: Mesoplodon densirostris (Blainville's beaked whale)
Lineage: Eukaryota; Metazoa; Chordata; Mammalia; Artiodactyla; Ziphiidae
Gene: TAFA2
Product: TAFA chemokine like family member 2
Exons: 5
Coding region: 97-492 (131 amino acids)
Molecular function (GO): receptor ligand activity
Source: RefSeq, a predicted model, not a curated record
UUGGAAGCGAUGCAAGAGCGAUAAGGCUGGCGCGGGCCCGCGGAAGCUGCAGGAGCAUCGCUAGGUGUUGCCGCCACCAGGAAGCCGGGCUGCAGGAUGAGUAAGAGAUACUUACAGAAAGCAACAAAAGGAAAACUGCUAAUAAUAAUUUUUAUUGUAACCUUGUGGGGGAAGGUUGUGUCCAGUGCAAACCAUCAUAAAGCUCACCAUGUUAAAACGGGCACUUGCGAGGUGGUGGCACUCCACAGAUGUUGUAAUAAGAACAAGAUAGAAGAACGGUCACAAACAGUCAAGUGCUCCUGCUUCCCUGGGCAGGUGGCAGGUACCACACGAGCUGCUCCAUCUUGUGUGGAUGCUUCAAUAGUGGAACAGAAAUGGUGGUGCCAUAUGCAACCAUGUCUUGAGGGAGAGGAAUGUAAAGUUCUUCCAGAUCGGAAAGGAUGGAGCUGUUCCUCUGGGAAUAAAGUGAAAACAACUAGGGUAACCCAUUAACAAAGGAUAAAUCAAGUGAUCCUCAAGGCUAAUUACGUUGAACAUCAGCAUAGAAACAUAACUCAUGAGGUGAUCUUGAAGGAAAAUUUUUAUACAGCUCACAAGAGGCACUCUGGAGUCUAUUAUUUCCAGGGGAUUUCAUGGCUUGUAAUCAGCUUCUUCUUGGAAUCAAGACUUUUUAAAAGUCCGACAUGAACUUCUAUAUCAUGAAGAUUUCAUCAGAUUUGAACUGUGUUCAACUUGUAUAAUUGCGCUUGCAAAAAGGAUUUGAAGUUACUGUCUGAAGAGUUGGCGUUUCCGGAUGGUGUCAGAGACACUUACCUUUUGGGCUCUUGGCUCCAAAUGUGACUGCUUUUCUUGUUUCUGAAAGUCUCCCAAGUGCACUGGCCUUCUGUCAUGGACCUGAGUCCUGUGUUCAGUGGCUAGGACUGCACAUGGCUUCAGUGACUUUUCCUUUGCGAACUUCUCCUCUGGCAUGGUGUAGACUGAGACAAUUUAUUUGUAUCCUAAUCUUGGGGCUCUGAAAGCCUACAUGUUUUAACAUCUUAAAGUUGCUUUUGUUAAAGGAAUGGAAAUAUAUAUCCAUUGAUAAUAAUUAUUGUUGGCAAGUAAUAGUUAUCUGAAUACAUCAAUCAUAUAAGAAUGUAUAGACAAGCUGACAUGUUUCCCCAAGGCUAACACACUGCUGCAGCUCUCUGUCAGUUAAAUAGGUAGUAGUUAGAACUGAAUUACCAUUUUCAGUACUCCUGUUUGGUACCUCUAGAGUACUCUCCCUUUCAGUUUUUUUUUUUUUUUAAAGUGGGCUUUUUCUUUCAUUUUUAUCUUUACUUUUUCCCUUCACAGAAAUUAGCAGUGAGCGGUCAAAUAUUUAGGUAAACUUCAGUUUCAAAACAUUGCCAGGGAUGCAUGUGGGUUUUGAUUUCUUAGCUUGAAAGUUAUUCACUUAGAUUUCUUCUAGUAUUUUUUUAAACUGUCCUUUCUAUCUCAUUUUAAAAAGACUGUCUCUUGCUCUGUCCCAAUGACUGUUUGAAUGCCUAUCUAUUUGUUUAUUCAAUCUGUUGGUUGAAUAAAUUGUUCUUU